Tripterygium wilfordii is the source of this 1794-nucleotide messenger RNA. RefSeq lists its product as uncharacterized. Lineage: Eukaryota; Viridiplantae; Streptophyta; Magnoliopsida; Celastrales; Celastraceae. The transcript is spliced from 10 exons. The record is from RefSeq and is a predicted model, not a curated record. Bases 1 to 1653 code for a protein of 550 amino acids.
AUGGCGGGUAAUGGUAAUGGUCGUGGUUGUAGGGUGGAAGUGAUUGGUGGCAAGGGGUGUUCGAGGCUUGUGGCAGGUUUUUCAUCUUCUUUGCCUUCUUUUAGAGGGGUGCGAUUCUCUGAAACAAUGUCUCCUGCUUCCUCCUCCUUUGGCUCCGAGACGGUGGUUCGAUCAACUAGUCCGUUUGCUGGUCUCGUUAUUUGUGUUACUGGUUUAUCCAAAGAAGCAAGGAAACAGGUCAUGGAAGCCACAGAGAGAUUAGGCGGUAAAUACAGCCCGGACUUGCAUCCCCAGUGUACCCAUCUUGUGGUUCAGAGCUUUGGUGGACGUAAAUUUGAGCAUGCUUUGAAGUAUGGAUCAAAAAAAGGCCUCUUUGUUGUUACCCUUGGAUGGUUUGUGGAUAGUGUUCGAAAGAAUGUGAGGUUGAGUGAAUCACGGUACACGGUCAAGAGUGUCGGAGAAACUGGCUUGUGCUUGGAUGAGUUGAAUCGACUUGUUGGGUUUUCUAGUGCUGAGAAUUCUUGUCUUCCUGUUGGUAUCCAUGAGGUCAAGCGAAUUGACUUCACUGACGAAGCUCAAAAACAACUCUCUGUGAAGUUCAGUAGAAACAUGGACUCAAGUCUAACUGGUUGUACUAUGUAUGUUGAUUCAGACAUUUCACCUGAGCUGAAGAAGAAGGUUGUUGAGGUUGCCAUCAGAGAAGGUACCAUGAUUGUAGAUCAAUGGUUUGUUGGUUGCAGUGCAAGUCAUGUGGUGUGUGAAGGGGCAUCUAUACAGAGAUAUCUUGGACACUCCAGCAACCUUGUUACGCCAUUGUGGGUUCUGAAAACGGUAAAGAAGAAAUGUGUGCAGAGGCUUGUUCAUUUGUCUGCUGAUUUGGCUAGGCAAAUUGGGACAAUGCUUGAAAAUUCCAAAUACGGCAUUGCAGUAGAGGAGAAAGGUAGGGCAAGUGUCCUUCAAGCUGCCCAGGGUUUGAGAAGGCACAAAAGCCUUGACGAAAGACAACAGACGGCAAAUUUUGCCAAAAAUGGGGUUAGAAAUCGUCGUGGACGUCGUAUGCAGACUUGUCAAACACCAAUGCGGCCAAUUACUCCAAGCAGUCUACUGGAUUCAAUUUGCUGGUCAAUAUCUGAGCCAACUUCAACUGCUUCUAUUUACAUGGACUCAUUCAGUGCUGAAGAUGGUAGUGAAAACCAUACAUCCAUAUCGUUUGAUGCCAAGGGUGAUGGAAAGGAUUCUGAAGCUUCAUUUGCAAACCUAACGCGACCACUUACAGAAAGUGAGAAAGCAGAACUGAUAUUUAAAAGCCACUUUCUUACCAUACUGUUUCCGAUGGACCGAUUUGCCGAGAUGGGGCAUUCUUCAAGAACUUUUUUCAGUGACAAUGGUUUUACAUGUAUACAGGCGUUGGAUCAUAUUUAUGCAUUUUAUCAGGAUAACAUGUCACCUGAUGAAAUAGAUGCUGCAAUUCAUACUGAUUCAAGGCAUGCUGACCGACUUCGAUCAGUGUACUCCAGCAAAGAAACACCCGAAUGCGGUUAUGUAAACUUCAAACGGGUAGAUUUCUUAGGUAGUCGUCGGAGUUUCGAGAUGUUAAAGCGAGUUAGUGGGGAUAACAGUAGCAAUGUGUACGAGCUCUUGAUCAGAGCAUAAAAUACCAUCCUCCAUCCAUGAGGGUUGGUGUCGAUUUCAUCACGUACUGGUUUUUCAGGGAGUUGUUGUAGUGGCUUGCAAGGACGCUCAAUUUUCAUGCUGAGUUGUUCUUUACGAGUCCCUGAGCUUCACGCGUAUCAA